This is a messenger RNA of Caenorhabditis angaria, 1723 nucleotides long. The record is from the annotation of a GenBank genome assembly. NCBI's taxonomy places the organism in Eukaryota, Metazoa, Nematoda, Chromadorea, Rhabditida, Rhabditidae.
AUGGUUAGAAGAUCAAGCCGACUUAGUGUAAGUAUUAUUUUCUGGUUACAAAUCUGAAUGUUUGAAAAUUCUUUCAAAAGUGUCAUUGAAUUUUUUUUUAGAAAAAAAUCAAAUCAAUUGUUUUCCAAAAGAAAUUACAUACCAUAAUUCAUCGGAUUUUUUUCAGAAAUCCACUAACUCACAGAAUGAUGCUGCAGAUCAAGGAUCUAGUUCGUCACAGAAACCUGAAACAUCGAACGAAGCUGAGGGAAAUCCAACUCUUGAAAAUGAAUUGGGCGUUGAUUCGAACAGAGAACAAGCAAGUUCGACAAGAAGAUUGAGGCAAAGAAGGGUUGUUCGAAAUGCAACAAAUAUUGAUAAUGCGGCCCAAGUGAGUUUAUUCUCCAAAUUUCAAUCUGAUGAAUUUGAAAUAAUGAGCCCAUGCAGAUUAAAAUUUUGUAAUAAAAAACACAAUGCAAAAAGUGAGUAGAGACAACGUGAAAUUGAGAGAUCAGAGAGAGAAUAAUCAAUUUUUCCAACAAAAAAUUGUCUGUCUGCGCACUCUCAAUUUCGUGUUGUCUCUACUCGAAAUCAACUGUAUAUUUUGUUUUUCGACGUUAGGAAAAAUUAGUUCCAGGAUUUCAACCAGGAUUUUCAAUGAACGAGAAAAAUUGUUCAAUUUUAAUUUUCAGAUUCCAACAAGUUCGAGUCGAAAACGCUCGAGAAGUGCUCAAUCAAACUCUGAAGUUGCUCCAAAAAUUGGCCGAAAAGCAGCAGAGGAAAACCAACAAAACGGCGAAGAAGUUCAAAAUUUGGAAGAUGAAGGAGAUCCGGAAGAUGAGUUUAUUGAAUUUGAGGAAGAUGAAGAGGAGGGAGCUGAAAUUAAUGCUGAAUUUGUUCGGGUUAGUUUAUUUGAUAUAUAUUAUUUGCAUGAUAAAUCUGAAUUAUUUCAGCGCUUUUUGACUCGUGCCAUGGACCGAAACCCACGUAUUUUUGGAGAUGUUUUAAAUCCUGAUCAUUUGGUGGUAAGUUUUGUUUUCUGAAUUCAAUUCUUCUCAUAAAAACUUCAAUUAUUUCAGGAAUAUACAAUGGAAUAUUUUACCCAAAAUCCGAAUGUUUUUCGACGUGUUUGUUGGAAUUUAGAGGCGCUAAAACAAUGGUGCAAUCGCCAAUUUGUCAUGGGUGUUGCGAAUUGGAUUGAUUUUAACAGAGAUCCGGAAAGUAGUCAAAUUGAAGAUCUCAAUCAAGGAAAAUAUGAAGUGGAAAUUGGAGGUAAGCAUUCGUGCAUUAUUUAAAAAAAACAUAUUUUCAAUGUUUUUCCUUUUUCCAACAAUUUUUUUCAGAGGAUGGUACCUUCAUCGCAACUCCAUUGGAGCCGUACCCGGCAAUUUUUCCACAACAUAUCAAUCAACGGCUCCAAGAACGAGAAGAUAUGCGCCAAGAUUUUGCCGAAGCGAGAGAAUUGGUUAGUCCUGAAUCGAAUUUUGAAAUUAGUUCUAGACUUUUUCUUUUCUCGCUUUCCAAAUUUCAACUGAAAUUUCAAAAUUUCGCUAGAAUCAAGCUUUUCCAAUUUUUGAUAAAAGACUCUUAAGCUAAACAUCCACAGAGAAUCUUAAACAUUUUUUUCAAACUCAAAUGUUUUCAGAUCCGCGCUAGAAGCUUUAAAGAGAUGAUGGAUCAUAUGGUUGAAAGAAACCGGCGACGCCGAGAAGAAUUGGAGCGCAUGAUGAGAGGUCGGGUUUGA